This is a messenger RNA of Cynocephalus volans (Philippine flying lemur), 1497 nucleotides long. Its product is annotated as H(+)/Cl(-) exchange transporter 4-like. Gene Ontology annotation, cellular component: synaptic vesicle; Golgi apparatus; early endosome. NCBI's taxonomy places the organism in Eukaryota, Metazoa, Chordata, Mammalia, Dermoptera, Cynocephalidae. The record is from RefSeq and is a predicted model, not a curated record. The transcript has 6 exons. Gene Ontology annotation, molecular function: voltage-gated chloride channel activity. Gene Ontology annotation, biological process: transmembrane transport; chloride transport. The coding region runs from base 1 to 1497 and encodes 498 amino acids.
AUGGAAAAGGUGAACGGGACAUAUAUUCAUAAUGCACAGCACCAGUGGAGUGAAGAUGCUGCUGGGAGCCAAGGCAAUCUUCAGAUGGCAGCGGCCCUCUGCAUCCCUGGUGCCACCACGGACAUGGAUAAGGGAGUAUUCCAGAUCAGUUACUACUUUCUCUCUGAGACAUCGUGGAUGUCAUUAUUCAUGGCCCUGGUGGCGGCCUUCACGUUGCGAUCCAUCAAUCGCUUUGGGAACAGCCACCUUGUUCUCUUUUAUGUGGAAUAUCACACGCCCUGGUACAUGGCUGAACUCUUCCCCUUCAUCCUGCUUGGGGUGUUUGGGGCCUUGUGGGGAACCCUCUUCAUCCGCUGCAACAUCGCCUGGGGCAGGAGGCGCAAGACAACCCGGCUAAGGAAGAACCCAGUGCUGGAGGUCAUUGUGGUGACUGCCAUCAGAGCUGUCAUUGCCUACCCCAAUCCCUACACACGCCAGAGCACCAGUGAGCUCAUUUCUGAGAUGUUCAACGACUGUGGGGCCUUUGAGUCCUCCCAGCUGUGUGACUACAUCAAUGACCCCAACAUGACCCGGCCUGUGGAUGACAUUCCAGACCGGCCAGCUGGCUUUGGCGUUUACACAGCCAUGUGGCAGCUGGCCCUGGCGCUGAUCUUCAAAAUCGUCAUCACCAUAUUUACCUUUGGCAUGAAGAUCCCGUCAGGCCUCCUCAUCCCCAGCAUGGCCAUGGGAGCAAUGGCGGGCAGGAUGGUGGGCAUUGGCGUGGAGCAGCUGGCUUACCAUCACCAUGACUGGAUCAUCUUCCAGAACUGGUGCAGGCCCGGAGCAGACUGCGUCACACCAGGGCUUUACGCAAUGGUGGGAGCUGCAGCCUGCCUAGGUGGAGUUACCAGGAUGACAGUGUCGUUGGUGGUCAUCAUGUUCGAGGUCACGGGUGGUCUGGAGUACAUUGUGCCCCUCAUGGCGGCGGCUGUGACCAGCAAGUUGGUGGCCAAUGCCUUUGGGAAGGAAGGCAUCUACGAGGCCCACAUCGACUUGAAUGGCUACCCCUUCCUGGAUGUGAAGGACGAGUUCACCCACUGCACGCUGGCCACCGACGUCAUGCGGCCCCGGCGGGGAGAGCCGCUGCUGUCGGUGCUCACCCAGGACCGCAUGACCAUGGAGGACGUGGAGACACUCAUCAAGGACACCGACUACAACGGCUUCCCCGUGGUGGUCUCCAGAGACUCCGAGUGCCUCAUCGGAUUUGCCCAGCGGAGGGAGCUGAUUCUCGCAAUAAAGAAUGCCAGACAGAGGCAGGAGGGCAUCGUGAGCAAUUCCAUCAGGUACUUCACAGAGGAGGCCCCUGAGCUGCCGGCCAACAGCCUGCACCCCAUGAAGCUGCGGUGCAUCCUCAACCUCAGCCCUUUCACGGUCACGGACCACACCCCCAUGGAGACGGUGGUGGACAUCUUCCAGCAACUGGGGCUCCGGCAGUGCCUGGUGACACGGAGUGGGUGA